AUGAUGGGACGAAUGAUUGAUUUGGAUCAGAUACGACUCAAACCGCCACUCGUCAAUAAGGUAGACGGUCGAGCCCGUAUCCUUCGACCUCUCCGUCUAGCCGCAAUGCAAUCCAAUCAACAGCCGACGACGUCAUCAGCGUCUGGAGCAUCUGGAGCCCAACGACAACCUCCACCGUCCUCCACGUCUUCAGCUUCCGUCGGCACUAUACCUCACUCCCAAUCGAUGCCAGUUUUAGGACAGGCGAGAGGGGCUCCAGGAGCACCUUCUGGAGCAGCUCCGGCGGCUUCUGGAGCUCCCGGAGCCACGCCAGCAGCCGCUGCUCCCAGCCGAGCCGCCUUGACCCUCCCAUCCAAUACCACUGAUAAAGGGGCGGUGCCUAUCCUCAACUGGGCGGAGUCUAUGAGAAUUCGACUCAACAAAUUACGAACGAAAUCUCAGAAGGCGAUGGACGAAGCGCUGCGAGAGAAUCAGACGGAAGAGGAAAUGAGUCGGACGAGAGAUGCGUUGAGUGAGGUGGCCGGUGUCUAUAAUGAGAUGUUUAGGGCGUCGAAUAUGAAGUGUCGACUGAAUGCUGUAUUCGAUAAGAGGGGAAUGUAUAAGGCUGUCGAGGCGGCCAUUCAUACCCAUGAGCUCCGCGACCCGCACUGUAACGGACUAUUCGACAGAAUGCAACAAUCGAUGGAUGAGAGAACGGCUAUUGAGAGAAACAUCCUCGCCGUCACCGACACAUUCAAACAGAAUCCGGUCUCAUCGCCACGUGGCUCUCGUCUCUCCGCCCCGCCCCCAAUUAAAUUCGGAAAACAUUUCGAAGAGGCGAACAAGGGAUUAGUACUCGCAAUGGACGCCGUCUUCAAUCGGACACGUGGCGACGCAAUGUCGUGGAAAUUCAAACGGAUCAGUCAUCGAUCGUUUAGGAAUUCGAAGACGUUGGUUGAGGUCCAAUACUGUACUCGUCGUCCGGCCACCGAGAAAGAGUUCGUCUCGUGCAUGAAAGCGUUAUUGGUGUUGAAUUUCGGAAUUUUGGAGGAUUUGAUACUGGGCGGAGAGGACGAAUCACUGUACGAUACGGAAUCAAUCUAUCAGUCGAAGAGAAAAGUGUAUCGAGAAUUCACGAAAUCAGCCAGAGAGAUUAUUCUAUGCUCUCCGGUCACCAAAUUCACGUUAGUCACUGCUUUUUUUAGGCAAAAAAUCUAA
Caenorhabditis remanei is the source of this 1197-nucleotide messenger RNA. RefSeq lists its product as uncharacterized. The transcript is spliced from 5 exons. The coding region runs from base 1 to 1197 and encodes 398 amino acids. NCBI's taxonomy places the organism in Eukaryota, Metazoa, Nematoda, Chromadorea, Rhabditida, Rhabditidae. The record is from RefSeq and is a predicted model, not a curated record.